Molecule: messenger RNA, 15627 nt
Organism: Aspergillus alliaceus
Lineage: Eukaryota; Fungi; Ascomycota; Eurotiomycetes; Eurotiales; Aspergillaceae
Product: nonribosomal peptide synthetase
Exons: 2
Coding region: 1-15627 (5208 amino acids)
Biological process (GO): secondary metabolite biosynthetic process; amino acid activation for nonribosomal peptide biosynthetic process
Cellular component (GO): cytoplasm
Molecular function (GO): phosphopantetheine binding; catalytic activity
Source: RefSeq, a predicted model, not a curated record
AUGGAUCUUUCCCCUAUGUCUGAGAACCAAACCGAGAGAGUCGAACGCAUUUUGAGAAAGUCUCAGCAAUGCAACAUUGAGACGAGUGAGAUAGAGGAUAUUUACCCCUGCACACCUCACCAAGUGGAAGUCAUGUCGCUGGCUGCAAAGCAUGCGAAAAGCUGCACAUGGGUAUGUGAAUUUGAGCUGCCACAAGGCAUUGAGAAGGAGAAAUUCCAGUCAGCAUGGAGUGCAGCUGUUGAUGCAAACCCUAUUCUCCGAACUCGUAUCGUGCAGCUAGAGAGUGGGGGCAUGUAUCAAGUAGUUCUACGAGAGGGGAUCCAGUGGGAUUCGCGUGAGCUAGGAGACCCUAUCCCGAUAGACUGGCUCAAUGAAAAGAAGCCAGGACAACCUCUGAUUCGCGUUGCGCUUAGCAUUUCCACAGCCCCCAGUACGGGAAGGUUCUGUUUUACCUUGAUGCUUCAUCAUGCUAUUAAAGAUGAUCGGUCGCUACAACUUCUGCUCGAGCAAGUGGAAGCUGCAUACAACGGAGCAGACUUGGCCUGCCAACCAUUUAGCACUUUUAUUCGAUAUUUAGCGCGAUCUCCUGACGAAAUGGAUCACUUUUGGAAGACACAUCUGAGCGACUUGAACGUGGUUCAUUUCCCCAAACUUCCAUCUCCCGGAUACUGUCCCAACCCGUCUGCCCAGAUUACGUGCACAAUUCCACUUGAAUCUAGUCUUGGAUCUAAAGAAGAUAUUUCAGCAAAAGUACAAUUAUCCUGGGCUAUGUUACUGAGCUACUAUACCCACAGCGCGGACGUUGUAUUCGGCAUAGUACAUUCAGGGCGCAGUGCUCCGGUGUCGAGGAUUGAAGAGUUGACUGGGCCUACUGUGACCAGCCAUCCUGUAAGGCUUCUGCUGUGCUCGGAUGACAUGAUAUCCGACGCAAUCGGGAAGAUUCGAAUCCUGGCCAACGAAAGAUCACCUUUCCAGCAUGCUGGCUUGCAGCGCAUCGGUCGCAUCGGCCCGGAUCCUGCGAGCGCUUGUCAGUAUCAAAGUACCUUGACCAUUCGACCAGGGAGCACCAAGGUUCCCGCGAUGUUUCAGCAGAGUCACAUCUUAUCGCAGGAUAAUCCUUUGGCCCCCUAUGCAUUGAAUCUGGAUGUCCAACUCCAACCGGGAGACUUAUUGGUACAUGCGAGUUUCGAUCCACAAGUCAUGCCACAAGCUGAGGUAGAAACUAUGCUUCACCAGCUUAGACACAUAUUCCGCCAAGCAGAGCUUCAUCCAAAUCACUGCUUAAAGGAUAUUAGCUUGACCAGCCCGGAAGAUAUGUCGCGGUUACGGGCCUGGAAUGGGGACUUACCCAAAGGCUUGGAGGUUUGCGUGCACGAAGCAAUCCAAGAGCAGUGCCUGGCGCAGCCCAACUUUCCAGCAGUCUCUGCGUGGGAUGGUAGCUUUUCAUAUUGUGAGCUUGAUGCUCAUUCCAAUCUUCUUGCAAAUACGCUGUCUGACUACAAGGUCGGUCCGGACGUCUUUGUUCCUGUGUAUUUCGACAGGACCCGUUGGACUACCGUUGCCAUGCUCGGUGUUCUCAAAGCAGGUGGUGCCUUGCUGCUGAUGGAUCCAUCCCACCCAGUUGAGCGCCUACGAGAGAUUUGUCGGGAUGCAGAUGCUUCCAUAAUCCUCGCCUCAACUGCUACCAAGGAUCAGGCUAGUCAGCUAGGGCCAACGGUUGUAGCAGUCGGCGAUCAUGAAGUACAUUGGAGGCUGUCCAGUCCGACAGCACAGGUCGCAAAGGCCACAGCAGAGAAUGCGCUGUUUGCCGUUUUCACGUCUGGCUCCACAGGAAAGCCGAAAGGCGCAGUGUUGUCACACCGUUCCUUUCACACGAAUUUUCAAGCCAAUCGCCUGGCACUUGGCCUUAGUCAACACUCUAGGGUGUUGCAAUUUGCGUCUCAUGCAUUUGAUAUGAGCGUUGCCGACCAUCUCUGGGCCUUACUUGUGGGAGGUUGCAUUUGUAUUCCAUCCCUAGAAGAUACGAGGUUCAAUCUCGAUAAAGCUAUCAGCGAUUUCAAGGCCAACUGGAUUAGUCUAACUCCCUCGGUAGCUAGAACUCUGACACCCAAUCGAGUUCCAUCGCUAAAGACUCUCAUCCUGAUCGGUGAGCCCAUGACGCCAGGUGAUGUUGAAAUGUGGCCUUCCACGGUCUCAUUGCUCAAUAUGUACGGACCGGCAGAAUGUGCAAUCAUGACCACCCUCCAGGAUGUUCGUCGUUCUCCCAUGUUGAAUAACAUAGGAUCUUCAAGCGGUGCCGUGUGCUGGAUCGUCGAUCCUCAAAACCAUCAUCGCCUCUUUCCAAUUAACACAGUGGGAGAGCUGGUCAUUGAAGGUGCUAAUGUCGGACGAGGCUACUUGAAUCGACCCGAUCUCACGGAGGCUGCUUUCAUUGAGGCCCCGGCCUGGCUCAAACAUUUCCGCUCUAUUCCUGGCCGACUUUAUAAGACAGGGGACCUUGUUCAAUAUGCGGCGGAUGGCUCCUUGAACUUCAAGGGUCGCAAGGACAAUCAGGUGAAGCUUAGGGGGCAACGUAUUGAACUGGAGGAAGUAGCGCACAAUGUACAGCGGACCUUCCCUGGGGCCAAGCAAACUGUAGCCGAGGUGAUCAGACCAGAAUCAGGGACGAGACCACCCGUCCUUGUCAGCUUUGUAUUGCCGAUGGAAGAAAAUGAGGAUCCUAGGUCAGGAAAGAGUCUGUUUGCGCCGGCUGAUGGCCAGCUUCGCGAGAAUGCUGCCAUCGCUAUUUCUCGGCUUAAGAACCAUAUACCUGAAUUUAUGAUCCCGGCCAUUUUCAUUCCACUACUUUCUCUCCCUCUCACCGCUACCGGGAAACUGAAUCGUCGGCUUUUGCGUGAGCAGGCAACGCUUCUCUCGUGGGAUGACCUCGCCCAAUAUGCUGAGGAAAGCACUGUCAAGCGGGCCGCUUUCACUGAUGCACAGAAGAUCUUACAGGAACUAUUUGCGCAGGUAUUGAAGCUUUCCUCAGAAGAUAUCGGGAUCGAUGACAACUUCUUCCGCCUUGGGGGAGACUCAAUUUCCGCUUCACAGCUAGUCGCGGCAACGCGAGAUGCAGGAUAUUCAUUGACAGGAGCGGAUCUAUUUAACACUCCAAAACUGUUAGAUCUAGCGGAAAAGCUGAAGCCAGCUGUGGACAAUAUGGGAGACGACAUUCCAGUGUUUUCUCUACUUCCAGAUCACAUAAGGCAUCAAGAGAUUGUACCAAUAAUAGCUGCUGGGGCAGGGGUUACGCCGAGCCAAAUCGAAGAUGUGUACCCUUGUACCCCAAUGCAAGAAGGUUUGAUGGCGCUGUCCAUGAAACACCCUGGUACAUACGUGGAGAGCUUCACAUAUGACUUGCGAGAGGAAGUAGAGCUCGAUCGCUUCCGGGCUGCAUUCGAUUCGGUCGUCGCAGCCAACUCCAUCCUGCGCACUCGAAUGACCUAUGUCGAGAACGAGUGUUUCCAAGCGGUUAUACGUGAAGAAAUCCCAUGGGGGAUAUACCAGAGCCACCAAGCCUUCCUUCAGGGGCGCCAAAUGGAUCCGAUGGGCCCGAAUCAGCGGCUGGUUCAUCUUGACCUGAUAUCCUCUCCCCCCUGCUUCAUCUUGACGAUGCAUCACGCUUUGUAUGACGGUCAGAGUUUGCCAGUGCUUUGGAAUCAAGUUAUCUCUGCGUAUCAGGGUUCUGUGUUAGAGCCCCGUCCAUUCAAUCGCUUUCUGGCCUAUCUGACGCGAGUGGAGGAGCCAAUCGAGUUCUGGCGAUUGCAGUUCCAGAAUCUGAACGCACCCAUAUUCCCAGGCCUUCCUUCACCAGGGUAUACUCCGAGCCCAAAGGGUGCCUUGACUCAUACCAUUACCUGUCUUCCCAAAGUAGAGACGGAGCAUACUUUGUCGACUUACAUUCGCUUGGCCUGGGCGUUGGCCCUCUCGCAAUACACUGAUUCAAGUGAUGUCGUUUUUGGCAUAAUCGUUGAUGGUAGAAGAGUACCUUUCGCUGGUAUCGACCAAGUUUCCGGGCCCACAUUAUCGUCGUAUCCAUUGAGAGUAAGGAUCAACAGAGACGUCUCCAUUAACUCGAUGUUGUCGAACCUUCAAUCUCAGACAACGACGGCCAUUCCUUAUGAGCAUGCUGGUUUGCAAAACAUUCGCAAGUGGAGUCACGAAGCCGCAUUGGCGUGCGACUUCCAAUGCCAGCUCGGGGUUCAGCCGGAGUUAGAGCCUGCAGAGAGUCCUCUCGGUAUCGCCAGAGGAGAAAAUGCACUGGAUUACCGUGCGUUUUCGAGCUAUGCUUUUGUAAUGGUCUGCCACCCACGACGCACUGGCAACGAGCAUAAUAUCACGGUCGCUACUACCUACGAUCCCGAAAUUGUCAGUCGGCAUGAAGCAGAAAAGAUAGUAGCGCAAUUUGACUACCUUUUGGGACACCUCCUACGGCAUCCCCAGCAUAAGAUCCAGGAUGUUCCCUCCCUGCGGCCAUCUGACUUGCAGCAACUAGAUCAAUGGAACGGAGGGCUGCCUUCUUCAUUUGAUCGAUGCUUGCAUGAACUGGUCCUCGGACACUGCACAACCCAACCCUAUGCAGAGGCUGUAUCGGCAUGGGAUGGGAGCUGGAACUAUCAAGAACUCGAAUCCUUGUCAUUGCGACUGUCUCUGUUCCUUCGAAAUAAUGGGGUGGUUGCUGGUAGCAUUGUCCCUGUUUGCUUUGAGAAGUCAAAAUGGGCUAUACUGGCAAUGCUUGCAGUGCUUCGUGCAGGCGGAGCGGUCACUGCAGUUGACCUCAAACACCCUAGAGACAGAAUCUCACGGAUCGUGGAGCAAGCAAACCCGGUCAUCAUUCUAGCCUCUGAAGGAACUAAGCAUAUCUUUGCUAGUGAACGAGUCCCAGUGCUCACCGCACCUUUUGAGGAGCUCCUCUCUCCUGCAGACUCAAUUCUGGACUCUGUAGUUGCGCCGAAUGACCCGGCUUUUCUCGUUUUCACUUCCGGCUCCACAGGCAAGCCUAAAGGCAUUGUGAUGGAGCAUCGGCAUCUCAGUACCAGCAUCAAAUACCACUCCGAGCCUCUCAGAGCUUCCAAGGGGGUCCGCGGCCUUCACUUUGCUUCAUAUGCGUUUGAUGCCAGUAUUUAUGAAAUUUUCACGGUACUCUGUAACGGGGGGUGUGUUUGUAUCCCUUCCGAGGCAGAGCGUUUGAAUGGGAUUGAGCAAUUCAUUGAGAGGCACAGCGUUAAUUGGGCUGUAUUUUCACCAUCAACCUUCCGAGUUCUACACCCGGAUCGUGUGCCCACCUUACAGACCGUUGUUCUUGGAGGAGAGGCAUUGACUCCGGACAUCGCGAGACAGUGGGGACCCCGGCUCAAUCUCAUCAAUGGGUACGGUCCUGCAGAGGCGACAAUAUGUGCUGCUGGCCGUGUCGAUGAUGAUUGGAAAGUCGGCAACAUUGGCCCUAUUACUGGAGGUGUGGGAUGGAUUACUUUUCCCUCAGACCCCAACCGGCUGGUUCCUAUCGGCGCCAUAGGUGAGCUAAUCAUUGAAGGCCCAGUGGUUACUCGAGGUUACCUAGGCGAUGUCACCGGGGGUUAUAUUGAACCUCCGAUAUGGCUCAAGCAAUUUCGCAAAGGCGGGCCAGGGCGUGUGUAUCGCACUGGAGAUCUAGCUCAGUAUACCAAAGACGGAUCGAUCCGCUUCAUGGGCCGACGGGACACCCAGGUAAAGCUCCGUGGACAGCGGAUCGAACUGUCCGAAGUUGAAUACCUCGUGCGAACAUCUUUUGAUAAUCUGAACGUGGUCGCAGAGGUCAUGCCCGUGCCUGGACACGAAGGCUCUACUAUGUUGGUAGCAAUCAUCGAAGAGAAGAACGAGAUCUCAAACCCGACUGCUGAAGUAUUCUGUCCGCCAUCGGAGAUCUUCAGAUCUCGGUCUCGAGCCGCUGCAAUGCAGCUAGAGAGGCUGGUACCCGCAUAUAUGGUUCCAUCAGUCUUUCUGCCACUCCCUCAUCUUCCCUUCACCACUGGAGGUAAAGUCGACCGUAAGCGACUUCGUCAGGCAGUGUCGACUUUGACCUUAGAGCAAAUGAAAGCCUACAGCUCGCCAGCCUCUAGUCAGAUUCGGCGACCAUCGACAGCUGUGGAAAAGGCUCUACAUAAAAUAUGGGCGGAUGUGUUGAAAAGGGAACCAGACAGCUUUGGUGUGGAGGAAAGCUUCUUUAGCCUAGGUGGUGAUUCGAUCAGUGCGAUGCAAGUGACUUCAAAAUGUAGCCACGCUGGACUACAGAUUACCGUGGAGCGCAUCAUGCGGUUCAAGAACAUCCUGCUCCUUAGCAGUGGGCUUCAACUCUCUGCCGCUGCCCGUCGUCCACAACAUGCCCUUGGCGUCGAUACCAACACGCCCUUUCCUCUUUCGCCUAUCCAGCGACUCUUUCUCGAGAGGACCAAUUGCAAAUAUGACAUGUUCGUCCGAAGCAUCACCUUGUGCUUUCAAAAACCAACUUUAUCUUCGACAUUGUUGAAUGCCAUUCGGUUACUUGUGCAGAGACAUUCUAUGCUCCGAGCGAGAUUUUCUCAAGGCGACGGUGGGCAAUGGCUUCAGAGUAUCUCCACUGAUGCAGAUGCCAGCUUUCGCUACCAGAAACACGACUCUAUCCCUUCUCUGGCCGAUGCGAGUAUGAUCUGUCGGUCAAGUCAUAGAGUGAUUAACAUUCUAGAAGGCCCCAUUUUCGUGAUUGAUCACAUUACCAUGGAUGAUGGUCAAGAGUUGCUCUGUUUGAGUGCCCAUCAACUCGUAAUUGAUAAUGUGUCCUGGGACAUCAUCAUUACAGACCUUGACGACCUUCUUAUGUCGCGCUCUCCAUCUCCAGCUGCUCCACUACCUUUCUCGGUCUGGGUUCAAGCCCACUCGGAACACGGUAAGACACUAAACUAUCCGGAUUCAAGUGCUGACAAGCUUGCCUUCUCAAAGUCUCUGGACUACUGGGGUCUCACAGGAAUGGUCGACGGUUGGGGUGAUAUGAAUAAAACAACAUUCUGCAUACCUGCAGAACAAACAAAAGCACUUCUGGGUGGAGCGAAUCAAGCGUUUCAAACAAAUCCUGAGGAGCUGGUUCAUGCUGCGCUUUUAUAUUCUUUCGCUCGGGUAUUCCCUGACCGAGAUUUGCCUAUCAUCUAUAGCGAAGACCAAGGGCGUGGCCAGGAAGACCCUGCCCUUGAUCCAGCUCGCACGGUGGGCUGGUUUGGAGAUGUUUGGCCGGCCCAUAUAGACGUGAGAGGCGACCAUGACUUGGUCGAAUACGUGCGGCGAACUAAGGAUGGCCGGCGACAAGCGGAGAGAUUAUACCAACGACAGUAUCUGGCCGCUCAUUGCUCCAACUCUACCGAGGGCAAAUCAUCUGAAUCUGUUGAUUGGAUUGAGGUCUUAUUCAAUUUUGACAAGCUCGUAAAACGACAAACAUCGACUUAUGACCGGUUCCAAAAGUCGUAUAACGGUUUUUCCUUGGAUGAUCUCGCCACAGAGACUACCAAGUUUUCGUUAUUCAGUACCUCGGCUGCAGUGAGCAAUUCACAGUUGGAGAUCAGCAUUUCAUCGCGCCGUCACAUGAAGUCACCGGAUGCCGCCGGUAUAUGGGCUCGUGCAUGCGAAGAAGCCCUAUUGAAGAUCGCAUCUCAUCUGCCGUCUAGGACACCAGCGCUCACAUUAUCGGACGUGCCUUUGUUAGGCCUGAGCUACAAGCAGUUGGAUAACUUCCAGAAACAUCUCUCUACAUACUUCACCGAAAAAGGGAUCCAGGUAGUAGACGCAUAUCCAUGUAGCCCCGUGCAGGAAGGAAUGUUGAUCAGCCAGGCAAAAUAUUCUGGCGACUAUAUGAACCUGGUGCCUUGGAGGUUUCAAUCACGGGAUGGCCAGGCUGCGGUAAAUAUUGCUCGACUUAUGCGUGCCUGGCAGCAGGUAAUUGACAAGCAUCCUCUGCUACGGACGGUGUUUCUCAGCAGUUUCCGCGACGACGGGUCUAUAGACCAAAUUGUUCUCAAAGAAUAUCAUUGUGAUAUUAAGGUGAUUCAAUCGUUCACAAUGGACCCGCUAGAAGCACUCGCGCGCUACAAGUCUCUCCCGAUGUCGCCGGCAUGCCCUCCUCAUAGACUAACCAUAUGCUACUCGGACAAUGGCGAGGUAGCAGGUUUGUUCGAUGUCAGCCACGCCAUCAUAGACGGGCUGUCCUAUCAGGUUCUUCUAAGAGAUCUUCAGCUGGCGUACGAUGAGAUAUUGACAUCUGCCACGGAUCACGCAUACCGAGACUACGUGAAUUACGUGAAGGUACAAGACAUGGACUCAGCAAGACGCUACUGGAAACAAUAUCUCAACGGUCUUGAGCCUACGUUAUUCCAAAGUCUUCACAUUGAGAAUAGCCGUGAGGCUGUGCCUAAAGGCGAAACUGGCUGCGUGAAAUGCUCACUGCCCGAGGUUUCCUCCAUUGAAGCAUUUUGUCAGCUUCAUGACGUGACCAUGUCAACCGUUUUUCAGAUGGCAUGGGCGAUGGUGCUCAAGGCCUAUACAAGGUCCGAUGAUGUUUGCUUCGGAUAUCCUACGGCUGGAAGAGAUGUAGCCAUUGAGAAUAUUCACGACGCUGUCGGCCCGUUUGUCAACAUUAUGAUAUGUCGAGUUACAUUUAGCCGUGAUAAGACUUUACUUGAUUUGCUUCAGCGAUGCCAGGAGGACUUUGCAGAAAGCCUGAAAUUCCAAUAUUGCCCCCUGGCAGAUAUCACGCACCAACACAAUCACAAUUUGCACCCAGGCUCCGCGCUGUUUAACACUGCUCUAUCCAUUCAAAAGGAGGUCGCGAGCUACUCCGCGCCAGCGGCAUCACUCAACCUUACAGAAGGCGAGAUGGAUGCUACCACUGAGUAUGACGCAAUGAUUGGAAUCAAUAUCUCACAGCAAGACGUAGGCCUCGAGCUACAAUACCACAAAUCCUUAUGGACAGACACCCAGGCCGGAUAUGUCCUGGACGCUUUCUGUCAGGCUGUCAAAAGAGUGACGCUUAACUCCUAUUUGACUGCAGACAAGAUACCCCUGCUCGGAGGAGCCUCUGAGGCUCUAGUACAGAAUUGGAACGAUAAUGCCGUGCAUAGCCUGUGCAGACCUGGGAAGCAGACAAUGUCUGACUUGAUUUCCGAAACAUGCAUGUCUCAACCAGAAGCGCCUGCAGUAUGCGCUUGGGAUGGCGAAUUCACCUACACCGAGCUGGAUUCGCUUAGUGGACGUCUUGCUGCUGUCCUGGCAGUACAGGGCGUAGGACCGGAGGUAUUCGUUCCGGUCUGUUUCGAGAAAUCUCGGUGGGCUGUAGUUGCGAUGUUGGGGAUCAUGAGGGCAGGGGGUGCCUUCAUUAUGAUGGAUCCAUCUCAACCGGCUAAGCGUCUUCAGAACAUCUGCGAUAUAUCCAAGGCACACGUUCUCAUAGCAUCUGAGUCAAGAGCUAGCCUAGCUGCGACUCUUGGUCCCGAUGUGGUUGUCUUGGGUAACAAUGAGAAACCCUGGAACAAUGUUGAUGGAUCUUUAGUCUCUACACCUGUGCAAACCGCGUCGCCUGAGAAUGCGCUUUAUGCCGUUUUCACAUCAGGUUCUACCGGUACCCCCAAAGGUGUAAUUAUCGAGCAUCGAAAUUACGCAGCGCGUAUUUACGACGAAAUAGAGGCAUACGGGCUGACAGCAGAAUCUAGAUUUCUGCAGUUCAGCUCUUACGCUUGGGACGCUUGUGUCUUUGAGCAGCUCCCUGUCUUGGUGUGUGGUGGUUGUGUGUGUAUUCCCUCGGAUAUUGAACGGCGACAAAACCUCUCAGAGGCUGUGACAAGACUGAGAGUCAACUGCGCGGUGUUUACGCCACCAAUGGCCCGGAACCUAAACCCAGACGAUUUCCCAACUUUGAAGACACUACUGAUCGCGGGCGAGCGUGUGCUUGAGAAGGAAAUCCGCUUAUGGCAGGGCCGAAAUUUACAAGCUCUGUAUGGCCCAGCCGAAUGCACGCCAUGCUCUGCAAGGAGCCAGGCCCUUCGGGAUCCGGCUCCCAUGGGCAUCAUAGGAAUACCGCUCAGUUGCAGAUUGUGGGUUGCCGACCCUGACAAUCAUGAGAUUCUUUUGCCCAUCGGCGCUACCGGUGAGCUGCUGAUUGAGGGGCCCCAGGUCAGCCGCGGUUACUUGCAUGAACCAGAGAAGACGAGGGCGGCAUUCAUUGAGCCUCCUCCAUGGUUGCAGGGCAGACAUAGAAGUGAUUUUAAAAUUUAUAAGACCGGUGAUCUCGUUCGCCAUAUUGGUGAUGGACGCCUGGUUUACAUCGGACGAAAAGACACACAGGUCAAAGUGCGUGGCCAGCGUAUGGAGCUGGGAGAAGUGGAAUCCCAACUACGCCAGGUCUGCCAGGACUUCGAUGAGGUUGUAGUCGGACUUAUCGAACCGACAGAGGUUGAUCGCCGCUCUGCGUUAGUUGCGUUCCUGUAUCAGUCUGCCGAUGUAGGUCACGACAAUGAUGCAGGAAACGCGGACCUGACAAUGUCCUAUGAUACAACCCUGUUUGCUUCCGCAUCUACCUCAUUCCAUGGCCGUGUCAAGGAUCUGAAUAGAGCUCUCCAACAAACACUGCCAGCGUUCAUGGUGCCUGAAUUUUUCGUACCUUUACGUCAAGUGCCUUUGAAUACCAAUGGCAAACUCGAUCGAAAAAGGCUAUCACAGAAUGCGUCCUCACUUUCAUGGGAAGAGUUGCAAGCCUAUACUGCCCCUCUAGAGGAUAGGAUCCAGCCAUCUACUGAGAAUGAAAGGCAGUUUCAAAGACUUAUAGCCGAAGUCUUGCAACUACCUCUCGAGAGGAUCGGAAUGCAGGAUAGCUUCUUCCGACUGGGAGGAGACUCCAUUUUAGCAAUGACCCUCAUGGUGAAGACGAGAGAGGCAGGUUAUCAUAUCACAAUGGCCGAUAUAUUCAAUCACUCAGAGCUCCGCGACCUAGCAGCAGCGGCAGCAUCAGCAAGUACCACCGAGAAUCUCCUAGAGGACUCAGCUCUUCUCCCAUUUUCUCUCCUCCACGGGGUAGACAGUGUUGAUCUUUUGAUCAAGCAAACCGCCCAGACUUGCAAUAUACCAGAAGCUAGUAUCGAAGACAUAUAUCCAUGCACCGCAUUGCAAGAGGGGCUAAUGGUGCUGUCCACGAAGCUAUCCGGUCAUUACAUUGAGCAGACACGAUAUGAAUUGCACUCAGAUAUCGAGCUCGAUCGAUUCAAAUCCGCAUGGGACUCGACCGCUAGAGCAAACCCUAUCCUCCGCACCAGAAUCGUUCAGUUCGAAAAUAAUACGAUGAAUCAGGUCGUGAUGCGAGACAUACCACGAUGGCAUCAUUUCGAUAAUGUUGAUUUGUUAAAAGCCCACCUUGCAACGAGCACUAUGGGGUUGGGAGAUGCGUUGGUUGGUCUUUCAAUCGUCAAGCCAUCUGAUGAUUCGCAGAAUUAUCUAUUCUUCCUGACAUUACAUCAUGCUGUGUACGAUGGUUGGUCCCUGCAGCUUCUUUGGAAGCAUGUCCAAUCUGCUUACGACGGAAAACGCUUUGCCUCAGCCCCCUUCAACUGCUAUAUUCGUCAUGCUAUUGACAGCACAGCCGGGGCUGAGGAGUUUUGGGCCUCGCAGUUUGAAAAUCUGCAGACUCCAGUCUUCCCUAGCCUGCCUUCUGCGCGAUAUGUGCCCACCCCAACUUCGGCAUUCGAGCACGCAAUCUCAACCCGCUUUCAACCACACAACAGCGAAUAUACACUAUCGACCAUGAUACAGCUGGCUUGGUCUAUCGUUCUGUCAUCUUAUACUGACUCGGAUGACGUGUUGUUUGGUAUGACUGUACACGGGCGCAAUGCAACGUUCCCAGAAAUCGAGAACACGACGGGCCCGACCAUCGCGACAGUCCCCUUCCGGGUGCAGCUCGAUUCAAAAAGCGCGGUCCAGGAUUGUCUCUUCUCCUUGCGCAAGCAGACGACAGCAAUGAUACCGUUUGAACAUCUUGGUCUUCAGAGAAUUGGCGCAUUGAGCUCAGACGCCGCAGCAGCUUGCAAUUUCCAAUGCCACAUCGGCAUCCAGCCUCCAUCAUCUGGCCCUAUCAGCCCAGGGCUAGUAAAGAGCGAGACAAGCUUGCACGAUAGCUACUCUGCGUUUUCCAACUAUUCAUUAGUUGUCGUAUUCCACCUCAGCGAAAAGGACAAGGGCAGCAUCGUGGCGAAUGUGAUUCACGAUAACAAAGUCAUUUCUUCAGCAGCGGUGAAACGAAUGAUCCAUCAAUUUGAACAUAUCCUGAAUCAGGUCAUUGAGGGCCCAGAAACCAUUCUUGAUAGCCUCGAUAUGAUAUGUCCCCAGGAUAGAGUACAACUAUCCGAAUGGCACGAAUCUCUCCCUCUAGCACAUGAAGAUUCUGGUCUACAUGACCUUGUCCUCUCGCAUACUGCACGACAGCCCCGCGCAUCUGCAGUCCACGCUUGGGAUGGGGUAGUCAGCUAUCUGGAGCUUGAUAAUAUGUCCUUGCGAUUGGCAAAGCGGUUGCAGGCGCUUGGAGUCCAGCGCGGUUCAAUGGUACCUUUGUGUCUAGAUCGAUCGAAGUGGGUAAUUAUAUGUAUGAUUGCCGUCAUGCGAGCUGGAGGGGCUUGUGUCAUGCUCGAUCCCAGUCACCCUACGGAACGAAUGGAAGACUUCCUAAGACGUACGGAAGCGAAACUUGUGCUCACGUCUUCUAGUUAUCAAGACCGGUUUUCCAGCACACAGACGACCGUCCUCCCUGUCCCGGCGGUACUUGAUGGCCCAACCGUCGACUGGUCAGUUCCUGAGUGGGAUCCGAUAGAUCCUGCAUUUAUCGUCUUUACAUCGGGCAGCACAGGGAAGCCCAAAGGUAUCUUAAUGAACCAUUCGGCCUUCUGCACCAGCAUCCGGCAUCAUACCAGCUCAUUAAAUAUCGAACCCGGAGAGACUCGAGGGUUACACUUUGCUUCAUAUGCGUUUGAUGCUAGCAUAUAUGAGAUCUUCUCUGUUCUUGUCAAUGGGGGUUGCGUCUGCAUUCCAUCUGAAGCAGAUCGGACUAGUAACCUCUCUGGCUUCAUCAACGCAUCGCAAGUGAACUGGGCCAUAUUUACUCCAACCGUGCUCAACAACCUACUUCGCCCGGAGCAGGUUCCAGGCCUCCAGACCAUUAUUGUUGGGGGUGAAGCGCUUACUCAGGACGUGGUGGAUAUCUGGGCGGACAAGGUAGCCCUGAUCAACGGGUAUGGCCCAGCUGAAACUACCAUCUGCGCUGCGGGGCGAGUCCCCGCCCAGGGAUGGUUAUCAAGAACGAUUGGAAAGGUUACUGGUGGUGUUGGAUGGGUUACAAUGCCUUCUGAUCCUUCACGACUGGCUCCAAUUGGCGCUGUGGGUGAGCUGGUGAUGGAAGGGCCGGUGGUAACCCGCGGCUACCUAAACGAUCCAGAGAAAACCGCCGACGUGUAUAUCCCAACACCGGAUUGGCUUAAACAAUUCAGAAAUGGGGACACAUCCCAAGCUGGUCGUCUUUAUAAAUCGGGGGAUCUGGUUCAAUAUACCGAUGAUGGUGGUAUUCGAUUCUUUGGUCGCAGAGACACCCAGGUCAAGUUGCGUGGACAACGCAUUGAAUUGGGCGAAGUGGAGUACCAGACAGCUCGAGCUUUCCCAGGCGCGCAGGAAGUGGUGGCUGAGGUUGUCUAUCGCAACGGAAAUAAACAUGAUGCGACUCUGAUUGUAUUCAUUACUACGGGCGCUAUUGAAGUCUCCGAGCUCUUCGUCGGCUAUGAUUCCGAAUUUGCCGCUAGGGUCCAUGUCGCCACGGUUGAACUCAGCAAACAGUUGCCACGGUAUAUGGUUCCAGCAAUCUUCCUUCAUGUAUCUCGUGUGCCCCGAACGGGCAGUGGCAAGAUCGACCGCCGGUCGUUACGCGAACAAGCUGCUACCCGUAAUCUCGACGAAUUUACAAAAAGCAAGCGAGCUGCUCCCAAGGAACUCACCAUGCAGCAAGAGUACCUACUGCGCGACCUAUGGGCCGAAACCCUCCAAAUCCCAGCGGAGCAAAUUGGGGCAGAUGACAACUUCUUCGAUCUUGGAGGAGAUUCCGUCAAGGCCAUGAGAAUGUCUAAUCUAGCUCGGCAGCUAGGCCGUCGGAUAUCCUUGCUAGACAUGUUCAAUCAUUCCACGCUCUCAGAGCUCGCCCGUGCCACUGAACAGUCACUGCAUGACAUAGCAGACGACGAUUAUCACCCAGGAUCCUUGCUAGGCAUAGCCGAUUUAGAAAGCUUCGUAGCUCGUUUUCCUGGAUUGCCUACAGCACUUUCUCCUGAAAACGUUGCCGAUAUCCUGCCCACCACACAACUCCAGAGCUCGAUCAUGGACGACAAAAAUGCUACAUACUUUGCUUUGCCUCUGCCCCAAGGUAUUGAUAUAGAUCGCCUAGACGAGGCGUGUCGUGUAAUGGUUGACCACAACCCAAGCCUUCGUACUAUAUUGGUACCAUAUGGAGCCCAAUAUAUCCAGGUCAUCCUCCAUCGGGUCGAUAUCCCAAUUACCCGGCUAACCUGCGAAGGGGAUGAUAUGGAGGAGUUUAUCCAGUCUGUCUGCGCUCAAGACUAUACCAACCCCAUCCCCGCAGAGGUGCCCCAGGUAAGGUUCUAUCUGAUUUCUCACAUUACUGGGGUCCAUCAAAGGCUAGUGAUCAGGGCGUCGCAUUCUUUGCUCGACUUUGUCUCGGCAAUUCUAUUCUUGAAGGAGAUCUCGAUGGCAUACGACGGUAAAGAUCUUCCGUCCCCGGCCCCCUCUUUCGCACGGUACUUGCAAUAUCGCUUGUUGAAUCGUCCCUCCGACACAAGUCAAUUUUGGCGAGACUACUUGCACAACUCACAGAUUACAGUCCUCAAAGGACGCAAAGACCACCAUGCCUUACCCAUGUCCAAUCAUACGCCCACACGUCCGACAGCGGUGUUCAAGGAGAUCCCACUCCCAAUAAUGAAAGAGGGUGUAACGAUGGCCACCUUGACGAAGGCCGCUUGGGCCCUUGUCCUUGCACAGGUGACUGGCCAAGACGACGUUCUCUUUGGACACGUGUUGAACGGCCGAGAGCUGCCCAUUGUCAAUGUCGAGGAGGUUCCAGGACCCUGUAUCACUGUCUCGCCACUCCGGGUCAGCAUCCAGCGUUCGUGGACCGUGCAAAGCCUGCUUCGGCAUGUUCAACAACAAUAUAAGCGAGCGAUGCCCUUCUCCAGCGUGGAGUUUUACGAGAUCAAACGGAUGAUGGCACCUCACUGGUCCCCCGACGCCAAGCUCUGUAGUGUUUUCACCCACCAAAACGAGGGUGUCAAACGUACAGUUCCCUUCCAGGGUGUGGAGUGCCCCGUAGAGAUGUUCCAACAUAACACCUCUACCCCGUUCCAUGUCGUUACUGGGCCCCAAGGAGAUAAUCUUCUCAUUGCCUUGUCAGUGAUAGAUCCGGCCAUCUGUCAAGAGGACGUUGAUGAUUUGGCGGAGAAGCUAGGCGCGACAAUCAGUAAACUUGCUGCUGAUUACUCGGUCACGAUUGACUUUUAG